This is a messenger RNA of Lobosporangium transversale, 726 nucleotides long. Its product is annotated as histone-fold-containing protein. Gene Ontology annotation, molecular function: protein heterodimerization activity; chromatin DNA binding. Lineage: Eukaryota; Fungi; Mortierellomycota; Mortierellomycetes; Mortierellales; Mortierellaceae. The coding region runs from base 1 to 726 and encodes 241 amino acids. Gene Ontology annotation, cellular component: CHRAC; epsilon DNA polymerase complex. The record is from RefSeq and is a predicted model, not a curated record. The transcript has 4 exons. Gene Ontology annotation, biological process: heterochromatin formation; leading strand elongation; DNA damage response.
AUGUCGACUUCAAUUGAGGAUAAUGAACUGCCCAGGGCAAUCCUGACUCGCAUUAUGAAGCAAGUGCUUCCUGAAGGCACAAACAUCCAGUCAAAUGCCAAAUUAGCCAUGGCAAAGUCUACAACAAUGUUCAUCAACUACCUAGCAUCUGCCGCAAAUGAGGAAGCUCUUCGGGCAGGUCAUAAAAUUAUAAGCGCAGCACACGUUUUAAGAGCCCUCGAACCACUUGAUCUUGAGGACAUGUUACCCCGAUUAGAGGAAGAAUUUAAAGCAUAUCAAUCAAUUCAACGAUCCAGAAAGAAUGGUGCAAAGGCUGCUGCUGCCAAGGAUAAAGAGGAAUCAUUAACAUCAAAAAAGAGAAAAUCAACUGAAGAAAAAUCCAGCGUAGCAGUAAAAGCCAGGAAAUCUUCAACAAACGAUAAUCCAAGAGGUGGGCAAGAUGUUUUAUCUGAAAGCGUAGAAGGAAAUGAGGAAGACAUGGGAGAUGAUCAGGAUGCAGAGGCCGAUGGUGAAGCUGAAGGUGAUGAUGAUAAAGACGAUAAUGAAGUUGAUGAAGCAGAAGGAGGCGAGGGUGAGGAUGAUGAAGAUGACGAAGAUGAAGACGAUAAUCCUGAGGCAGGCGAAGAUCAGGCAGAGGGAUCAUUGAAUAUGGAAGAGAAGGAUCAAGAAGACGCAGGAAAGACAUCGAAUUUGGACGACGACGACGAUGAUUCCGAUGGGUUUUAA